Chinchilla lanigera (long-tailed chinchilla) is the source of this 1912-nucleotide messenger RNA. RefSeq names its product required for meiotic nuclear division 1 homolog (gene Rmnd1). Bases 98 to 1618 code for a protein of 506 amino acids. The record is from RefSeq and is a predicted model, not a curated record. Gene Ontology annotation, biological process: positive regulation of mitochondrial translation. Lineage: Eukaryota; Metazoa; Chordata; Mammalia; Rodentia; Chinchillidae. The transcript has 12 exons.
GGUCCCAGGGCUUGGGGAGCGGAAGAGGGCGCGGCUCUGGGUCACGUGGCAGGGCGGUCACGUGGGCCCACGGCUUCGGCGGACGGCCAAGAGUUCUAUGCGCCUGCGCAGUUCCGGGGCUGGGCUUGCACGCCUUUACCCGAGAGACUUUGGUUCCACUAGCUGUGGGCUCCGGCGACAGUCCCGGUCCCUACAGUCCCACGGCGGACGCUGGCACCUUUGGCGCUUCCAUCCUUUUCUCCUGCGGAGAGCUUGGGAUGUGAUAAUGCCAGCCAGACUUCUCAGAGCCCUCACCGGAUCUCACAGUGUAUUAUCAAAAGCACAUCCAUGCCAAGGACUUGUUCAUCUAACUUUAAAGCCGCUUCAGGCAUUUGGAAAUCUGGCAUGCAGCAGCACCCUGACGAUCCGCCAAAACCUGGAUUCAUACUUUCCUGUCAAAGCAGCCGAUGGCUUGAGCAAGCCUCGGGUCCUAGAAACGAACCAGAAAAUCUCAAACGCAAGCAGAUGGUCUCCAUUAAAUGCCGCACACUUCCAGGAUGACAAAGUGCACCUUGUAACCGUGAAAUCACUUGGUACUCAUAGGAAAGUGACCCAUAAGCCAAACCUUUUGGGUUUAAAGUGGUUUGUAAAGACAUUAAAGAAGCAUUACUCAUCUGCAUCAACUGAAACAUUUAUUCCAAAACAAGACUUUCCCCAGGUCAAAAGACCCCUGAAAGCAUCCAGGACCAGGCAGCCCUCCAGGACCAACCUCCCAGCUCUGUCUGUGAACGAGAACCUGAUGCACUGCACAGCAUUCGCCACGGCAGAUGAGUAUCAUUUGGGAAAUCUGUCUCAGGACCUGACCUCCUACGGAUAUAUGGAAGUCACAAGCUUGCCUACAGAUGCAGCAAAUAUUUUGGUGAUGGGUGUGGAAAGUUCUGCAAAAGAAGGUGACCCGGGAACAAUGUUCUUCUUCAGGGAAGGAGCUGCUGUGUUUUGGAAUGUGAAAGACAAAACUAUGAAGCAUGUGAUGCAGAUCCUAGGGAAACAUGAAAUUCAGCCGUAUGAAAUUGCACUGGUACAUUGGGAAAAUGAAGAGCUUAACUACAUGAAAAUAGAAGGACAGUCUAAACUUCACAGAGGGGAAAUCAAGUUAAAUUCAGAGCUGGAUUUAGAUGACACCAUUCUAGAGAAAUUCGCUUUCUCCAAUGCUCUUUGCCUUUCUGUGAAACUAGCUAUUUGGGAAGCAACGCUGGAUAAAUUUAUUGAGUCUAUUCAGUCAAUUCCAGAGGCUUUAAAAGCUGGGAAGAAAGUGAAAUUAUCUCAUAAAGAAGUUAUGCAGAAAAUGGGUGAACUCUUUGCUCUAAGACACCGUAUAAACUUGAGCUCAGACUUCUUGAUAACUCCUGAUUUCUACUGGGACCGAGAAAACCUGGAAGCACUUUAUGACAAAACCUGCCAAUUCCUCAGCAUCACGCGAAGAGUGAAGGUCAUGAACGAAAAACUCCAGCACUGCAUGGAACUAACAGACCUAAUGCGGAAUCACCUGAAUGAGAAGAGAGCGCUCCGCCUCGAGUGGAUGAUCGUCAUUCUUAUUACCAUAGAGGUAAUGUUUGAACUGGGACGAGUAUUCUUCUAAUCAUGUGAUAACCAAGUGUCACUGUGGGAGAGGGUCAACUUCUACAAUCAAAACUAAAUGUUCAGGGGGCCAGGGAUAUAGCUCAGUGGUACAGUGCCUGCCCAGCAAGCACAAGGUGCUGAAUUUGAUUCCAGACACCCAAAAGAAACCUGAACAAAGAAAUUUAUAAAACUAAAUGUUCACUAUUGCGUGAUCUUAUUUAAUAUGUAUUUAAUUUUUUUAAGUCAAGAAGUAUAUAUAAUGGUCUUUUUCAGUUCCUAAAUAUUGUUACUUAAAUAAAAAUUAUGAAGAAUC